AUGACACAAACCCCCGACCCCAGCCUGCCGCCAACGCCUCGAGCCAUCCGGAAGCCGAAGGAGCUCCCAUUAGAUUCGGACACGGAGGACUUCAACAUGGACACCGACUCAGAGUUGCCACCCUUGCACCUACCGUCUGCGAGCAGUCUACUCACCUUCUCAGGCAACGAUGAGCUCUCCGAUUUGACGCCGGCGCAGCUUUACGAAAUGAACCAGCAACUCAUGAACGACAGCGUCCCGACAAGACCGCUCAUCGACGCCGUAGCGCCCAUGAGCACCCUCCGAUCAGAGUAUGAGAACGGAUCGGCGGCGUUCCUGAAUGAGAUUGACUGGUUAAUAGCGAAUGGGUACGAUUCAGUGCGGCGGACCCGAGGCGAUGGGGAUUGCUUUUAUAGAUCCCUCGGCUUUGCCUACGUGGAAAGUUUCCUUAGCAGCCUGGAGAAAGACUUUGCUGUGGCGAGCAGCCUCUCCAUCCUUUCGGGCACCACAGAAAUAGUCAGCAGAGCUGGCAUAGAGAAGAUGGUGUAUGAAGACUUCUACGAACAGCUCGUCUCCCUGAUUCAGAGCGUCGUCACCCCGGACUCGCAUGGGCUCCUGUUGACGAGUGAACGCCUUCUUGCGGCGUUCCAGGAAGCAGAAGUGUCGAAUUCGAUUGUGAUGUACCUUCGGUUUCUGACGGCAGCCCAAAUCCGCCUCCAUAGAGAAGACUACGAAGGAUUCGUGGUUCAUCCGGAUACCAAGGAAAUUAUGGACGUCGACUCGUUCUGUGCCCAAUUCGUCGAGACGAUGGGCAAGGAAGCUGAUAACGUGGAGAUCCAAGCCUUGUCUAGUGCACUUCACCUCAACCUCGACCUGGCAUACCUCAAUGGCGUUAGGACGAGUGGCGUGGACUUCAUUCCGUUCAGAAAUGAUCCCGACAACAUGGCAAAGCCCCUUGUUCUUCUCUACCGUCCUGGACACUAUGACAUCCUCGUACACAAUACCCGUUGA
Molecule: messenger RNA, 990 nt
Organism: Cyclocybe aegerita
Lineage: Eukaryota; Fungi; Basidiomycota; Agaricomycetes; Agaricales; Hemipholiotaceae
Source: the annotation of a GenBank genome assembly